UUGAACUUUGGAAUAUCAAAAAUUGACUGAAAAAAGCUUCGAUCUUCAAUCUCAAGCAUUUCCAUCUCACGUGGUUAUGCAUCAUAUUCUAUAGGAAAAAGGCCCCUUGAAGGAAAGGUUGCCAUAGUAACAGGUGCUUCGAGUGGAAUAGGAGCCGAAAUUGCAAAACAGCUGGCAGAAGCAGGAUGCAAGGUGGCAGUGGCUGCAAGGAGGAUUGAAAGACUACAAGAAAUAAAGAAGGAAAUUGAAAAGAACGGAGGAACGGCUGUUAAAUGUAAAUGUGACGUCACUAACAAACAGCAAGUUCGUGAAAUGGUACGUCAUACUGAAACAACGCUUGGUCCCGUGGAUAUUAUAGUUAACAACGCUGGCGUGAUGUACUACACACUCAUGAAAAACCUGCACGAGAAUGAGUGGGAGAAGCAGAUUGAUAUCAAUUGCAAGGGUGUUGUCAAUUGUAUUGGUGCUGUAGUGGACGGUAUGGUUUCCAGACAAAGUGGUCACAUAGUCAACAUGUCAUCGAAUGCUGGUAGGCGCGGUUUUGCUGGUCUAGCAGUUUACUCAGGGACUAAAUUCUUCGUGGAAGGAUUAUCUCAGGGAAUGCGUCAAGAACUGGCAAGCUACGGAGUAAAAGUGACGUGUAUUCAACCAGGUGAUGUCCAAACCGAACUACUCGAGCAUUCAACUGAUAAAGAGGCACAGGGUCAAUAUGAUGGCAGUGGCAACAACAAAAUCUUAGAACCAACAGACAUAGCGAAGGCGGUUGUCUUUGCCGUCACUCAACCAGAGUAUUCAGCCAUCAACGAAAUUCUCAUCGAACCAAGAGCUGCACCUAUAUGA
Owenia fusiformis is the source of this 840-nucleotide messenger RNA. The record is from the annotation of a GenBank genome assembly. Lineage: Eukaryota; Metazoa; Annelida; Polychaeta; Sabellida; Oweniidae.